Molecule: messenger RNA, 12138 nt
Organism: Pseudophryne corroboree (corroboree frog)
Lineage: Eukaryota; Metazoa; Chordata; Amphibia; Anura; Myobatrachidae
Gene: CSMD1
Product: CUB and Sushi multiple domains 1
Source: RefSeq, a predicted model, not a curated record
CGUGGAUGUAAGGAGACUGGUGUUGGGGAGGUCUGUGUGCAGCUCCAGUCGCUUUCCCCUCUUCGAGCUUAGUGAUGGUUGAGUCCAGCUCCUUCUGCUGGUAGCAUACAGUGUGUCUGCUGCGAUCCUUCUCUCUCUCUCUCGUCCCCAGCAAUUCCUCCUUCCCUGGCUCUGGAUCCCUUGUCCCUGCUGCUCUCUCCGGCUCCUCAGUCGCUGUCCUUUCAGCACCACGGUCUCCCCUCAGCAGUAUCCUGCAGCUCCGACAGCCUUAUCCCUGCAGUGGCUCCCAGCUUUGCAUUAUGACAUGAAAGCCAACUCCAGCUGCCGCCAGUCCUUCUUUUUCUUCUUUUUGAACCUGGAUCACUCGAUUUUCUGGCGAUUUGGUUCAUUCUGUUUCAUCAGUGACAGUUCUUGGGAACGGUAAAUUGUCGCCGCAAAAGCCAUUUGGAUGUGUGGGGAAAAUACAGACAUGACUGCGUUGGGGAAAUUGAAGUAUCUGCUGUUUGUGUGCAUAGGGUUCAUCACUGCAGCUAAGGGACAAAAUUGUGGAGGUUUAGUACAAGGUCCAAAUGGUACAAUCGAAAGUCCUGGGUUUCCACAUGGGUAUCCAAACUAUGCGAACUGCACGUGGAUAAUAAUAACUGGUGAGAGAAACAGGAUUCAAUUGUCAUUUCACAUCUUUGCCCUGGAGGAAGAUUUUGAUAUUUUAUCAGUUUACGAUGGACAGCCUCAACAAGGAAAUUUAAAAGUCAGACUAUCAGGAUUCCAGCUUCCAUCAUCAAUAGUAAGCACAGGCUCAAUUCUCACACUUUGGUUCACAACUGAUUUUGCUGUCAGUGCACAAGGAUUUAAAGCUGUAUAUGAAGUGUUGCCAAGUCAUACCUGUGGAAAUCCAGGAGAAAUACCUAAAGGGGUUCUUCAUGGAACAAGAUUCAAUAUUGGAGAUAAAAUUCGAUACAACUGUGUUGCUGGCUAUAUUCUUGAAGGACAUUCAACUUUGACAUGUAUUGUAAGUCCAGGAAAUGGUGCUUCAUGGGACUUUCCAUCCCCAUUUUGCAGAGCUGAAGGAGCAUGUGGCGGGACUUUACGAGGAACAAGUGGAAUCAUUUCAAGUCCUCACUUCCCCUCGGAAUAUGAAAACAAUGCAGAUUGCACAUGGACUAUCCUUGCUGAACCUGGGGACACUAUUGCGCUGGUGUUUACAGAUUUUCAACUGGAAGAAGGAUACGAUUUCUUAGAAAUAAGUGGGACUGAAGCUCCAUCAAUAUGGUUAACUGGGAUGAACCUGCCCUCUCCAGUUAUAAGCAAUAAGAAUUGGCUGCGCCUCCAUUUUACAUCUGACAGCAAUCAUAGGAGGAAAGGAUUUAAUGCCCAGUUCCAAGUAAAAAAGGCAAUCGAACUGAAAUCUAGAGGGGUAAAGAUGUUGCCCAGCAAAGAAAGUAACCACAAGAAUUCUGUCUUAAGUCAAGGUGGUGCACCAACAGCUAUGGACAUGUGCCCUGAUCCUGGCAUUCCAGACAAUGGGAAAAGAACAGGCUUCGAUUUCAGAUUGGGUGCCAAUGUCCAAUUUUCCUGUGAUGAUAAUUAUGUGUUACAAGGCUCGAAGAGUAUUACUUGUCAGAGAGUGACUGACACACUUGCUGCAUGGAGUGAUCAUAGACCAAUCUGCCGAGCACGGACAUGUGGUUCUAAUCUACAAGGUCCAGCCGGCAUAAUUACCUCACCUAAUUAUCCAGUUCAAUAUGAAGACAAUGCACAUUGUGUUUGGGUGGUAACAAGUCUAGACCCAGACAAGGUAAUCAAGAUUUCUUUUGAAGUAUUCGAGCUGGAGAGGGGUUAUGAUACCCUAACUGUAGGGGAUGGUGGAAAAGUAGGUGACACAAGAUCAGUUUUAUACGUUCUUACAGGUUCUAGUGUUCCGGAUCUCAUUGUUAGCAUGACCAACCAAAUUUGGCUCCAUCUACAAUCAGAUGACAGCAUUGGGUCACCAGGAUUUAAAGCUGUAUAUCAAGAAAUUGACAAAGGUGGAUGUGGAGACCCAGGAAUUCCAGUGUAUGGGAAAAGGAAUGGCAGCAGUUUCUUGCAUGGAGACAUUCUAACGUUUGAAUGUCAGUCAGCUUUUGAACUUGUCGGUGAAAAAACAAUCACAUGUCAACAAAAUAACCAGUGGUCUGGAAAUAAACCAAGCUGUGUCUUUUCAUGUUUCUUUAAUUUUACCACACCUUCUGGAAUUAUUCUUUCACCAAACUAUCCUGAAGAAUAUGGAAACAACAUGAACUGUGUGUGGUUAAUAAUAUCUGAGCCAGGAAGCAGGAUUCAUCUAAUCUUCAAUGACUUUGAUGUGGAACCACAGUUUGAUUAUGUCGCUGUAAAGGAUGAGGGCAUUACUGAAUUGCCUGCUCCUGGUACAUUUUCAGGAAAUGAAGUACCCUCUCAGAUUGCAAGCAAUAGCCAUGUUGUUCGUUUAGAAUUUCAAUCAGAUCACUCAACUACUGGAAGAGGAUUUAAUAUUACCUAUACAACUUUUGGUCAAAAUGAAUGUCAUGAUCCUGGAAUCCCUACAAAUGGAAGAAGGUUUGGAGAUAGAUUUCUUCUUGGAAGCUCAGUAUCUUUUCAUUGUGAUGAAGGCUUCAUUAAAACACAAGGGUCUGAGUCCAUCACUUGUAUUAUACAGGAGGGCAAUGUUGUAUGGAGUGCUUCUGUUCCAAGAUGUGAAGCUCCAUGUGGAGGACACUUAACAGCAUCAAGUGGAAUUAUCAUUCCUCCUGGCUGGCCAGGUUAUUACAAAGAUUCCUUGAACUGUGAAUGGGUGAUUGAAGCAAGAACUGGACAUUCAGUUAAAAUUAGUUUUGAAAGAUUUCAGACUGAAGUAAACUAUGACAUUCUUGAAGUGCGGGAUGGCCCAGCCAACUCUUCGCCAUUGAUCGGAGAGUAUCAUGGAACCCAAGCACCCCAAUUUCUCAUUAGUACAGGAAAUUAUAUGUAUCUUCUAUUUGUAACUGAUAACAGCCGUUCCAAUGUUGGCUUUCUAAUUCGCUAUGAAAGUGUUACUCUGGAGUCUGAUUCUUGCCUUGACCCAGGCAUUCCAAUAAAUGGUCAUCGGCAUGGAAAAUACUUUGGUAUUGGUUCCUCUGUGACUUUUACCUGUGAUUCUGGUUAUAUUUUAAGUGAUGAUGAACCAUUAAUUUGUGAAAGGAACCAUCAGUGGAACCAUGCAUUGCCCAGUUGUGAUGCUUUAUGUGGGGGAUACAUUCAUGGAAGAUCUGGGAAAAUUCUUUCCCCAGGUUUUCCUGAUUUUUAUCCAAACUCUCUAAAUUGUACCUGGACAGUUGAAGUAUCCCAUGGAAAAGGUGUACAGCUGGUAUUUCACACCUUUCACCUUGAAAGCUCCCAUGACUAUCUGUUAAUAACAGAGGAUGGCAGUUUUAUUCACCCUGUAGCCAGACUGACAGGUUCAGUUCUACCACCUACUAUAAAAGCUGGACUUUUUGGGAAUUUUACAGCUCAUCUCCGUUUUAUAUCCGAUUUUUCUAUUUCUUAUGAAGGAUUUAACAUUACAUUUUCAGAAUAUGACUUGGAACCUUGUGAUGAUCCAGGGGUUCCUGCUUACAGUCGAAGAAUAGGAUUUCACUUUGGAGUUGGGGACUCACUAACAUUUUCCUGCUUCCCUGGAUAUCGUUUGGAGGGUGCUAAUAAACUCAGCUGCUUGGGAGGUGGCCGAAGAGUGUGGAGUACACCUCUUCCAAGGUGUGUGGCUGAAUGCGGAGCAACAGUUAUUGGAAAUGAAGGAACACUGCUAUCUCCCAAUUUCCCAGCAAACUAUGACAACAACCAUGAGUGCAUCUACAGAAUAGAGACUCAGCCAGGGAAGGGAAUUUACCUAAGAGCCAGAACUUUUCAACUAUAUGAUGGAGAUAUCCUAAAGGUCUAUGAUGGAAAAGACAGUUCUUCUCGACUCCUGGGAGCAUUCACAAAAAAUGAGUUAAUGAACGUAAGACUCAACAGUACAUCAAACCAUUUGUGUAUAGAAUUUAACACCAAUGGAACAGACACUGAUCUUGGAUUCCAUCUCACAUAUAGUAGCUUUGAUCUAAUAAAAUGCGAAGAUCCAGGAAUACCCAACUAUGGUUACAAGAUUCGUGAUGAAGGUCAUUUUGCUGAUACAACUAUUAUGUAUAGUUGUAAUCCUGGGUAUACGAUGCAUGGAAGCAGCAUACUGAGCUGUCUAAGUGGAGAUCGUAGAGUGUAUAAACCUCUACCAACAUGCACUGCUGAAUGCGGAGGUCAAAUUUAUGCUGUAGCAUCAGGACGCAUUCUGUCUCCUGGUUACCCAGCACCAUAUGAAAAUAAUGUACAUUGCACAUGGAUUCUUGAAGCAGAUCCAGGGAAAACCAUUAGCCUUCACUUUAUAGUUUUUGACACUGAAGUCUCACAUGAUAUCCUUAAGGUAUGGGAUGGACCUGUAGACAGCAAUGUUCUCCUAAAAGAGUGGAGUGGUUCGUCUCUCCCUGAGGACAUCCACAGCACAUUCAACUCUUUGACGUUACAAUUUGAUAGUGAUUUUUUCAUCAGCAAGUCUGGUUUUUCCAUACAAUUUUCAACCUCAGUUGCAUCAACAUGUAAUGAUCCUGGAAUUCCUCAAAAUGGUUCUAGAUAUGGAGACAGCAGGGAACCUGGAGACACAAUCAAUUUUCAGUGUGACCCUGGCUAUCAAUUACAAGGACAAGCAAAAAGUACAUGCGUGCAGCUAAAUAAUAGAUUUUUUUGGCAGCCAGACCCACCAUCUUGUAUAGCUGUAUGCGGUGGAAACUUGACAGGCCCAGCAGGGGUUAUUUUAUCACCAAACUACCCUCAGCCAUAUCCUCCUGGAAAAGAGUGUGACUGGAGAAUAAAAGUAAAUCCAGACUUUGUCAUUGCCUUGAUAUUCAAAAGUUUUAACAUGGAACCCAGUUAUGACUUUCUACAUAUAUAUGAAGGUGAAAGCUCUAACAGCCCUAUAAUUGGAAGUUUUCAAGGCUCACAUGCACCAGAAAGAUUAGAAAGCAAUGGAGACAGUCUGUUUCUGGCAUUUCGUAGUGAUGCAUCCGUUGGCAUGUCUGGAUUCGCCAUUGAAUAUAAAGAAAAGCCCAGAGAAGCUUGUUUUGAUCCAGGCAAUAUAAUGAAUGGCUCUCGAAUUGGAACAGAUUUUAAACUUGGAUCUACAGUAACUUAUCAGUGUGACCAAGGUUACAAAAUUAUCGAGCCUGCAACAAUUAGCUGUGUGAUUGGAGCAGAUGGGAAGCCUGCAUGGAACAAGAGUUUGCCAUCAUGUAAUGCUCCCUGUGGUGGGCAGUACAUGGGAGUUGAUGGAGUGGUUUUAUCCCCAAACUACCCAAAUAAUUACACUUCUGGACAGAUCUGCCAUUAUUCAAUAACCGUUCCCAAAGAGUUUGUUGUGUUCGGCCAAUUUGCCUAUUUUCAGACAGCAUUAAAUGACUUGGUUGAACUUUUUGAUGGUGCCCAUCCUCAGUCAAGACUGCUCAGUUCCCUCUCAGGGAGCCACACAGGGGAGACAAUGCCAUUAGCUACGUCUAAUCACAUCCUCCUGAGAUUCAGCACAACGAAUGGUGGCCCUGCCAAGGGAUUUCAUUUUGUUUACCAAGCGGUACCACGUACUAGUGAUACGCAGUGUAGCUCUGUUCCUGAACCCAGAUAUGGCAGAAGAAUUGGUUCUGAAUUCUCAGCAGGUUCCGUCAUCCGAUUUGAAUGCAACCCUGGCUACUUACUUCAAGGGUCUAAAGCUAUUCAUUGUCAGAGGGUACCAAAUGCUUUAGCACAAUGGAAUGAUACUGUGCCCAGUUGUAUAGUUCCAUGCAGUGGAAAUUUCACAGAGAGGAGAGGAACAAUAUUAUCCCCUGGCUUCCCUGAGCCUUAUGGUAACAGUUUAAACUGCGUUUGGAAAAUUAUAGUGACUGAAGGAUCAGGAAUUCAGAUACAAGUUUUAAGUUUUGCAACAGAACACAACUGGGAUUCACUUGAGAUAUAUGAUGGCUCUGAUAUGGCUGCACCAAGACUUGGGAGUUUUUCUGGGACUACUGUUCCAGCUUUGCUAAACAGCACAUCCAACCAGCUUUACCUGCAUUUCCAUACUGAUAUAAGUGUUUCAGCUUCUGGGUUUCAUCUGGAAUAUAAAACUGUAGGACUUACUGCUUGUCCAGAACCAUUGUUACCAACCAAUGGUAUAAAUGUUGGAGACCGAUAUAUGGUUAAUGAUGUGGUAUCUUUCCAAUGUGAGCCUGGAUACACAUUACAGGGGCAUUCACAUAUAUCAUGCAUGCCUGGUACGGUACGUCGUUGGAAUUAUCCUUCUCCUCUGUGUAUUGCUAAGUGUGGAGGAACAUUGACAAAUAUGGGUGGAGUGAUUUUAAGCCCAGGCUUUCCAGGAAACUACCCAAGCAAUUUAGAUUGCACCUGGAAGAUGAUAUUACCAGUAGGCUAUGGUGUUCACAUACAAUUUGAAAAUUUUUCGACUGAGGCUAAUCAUGACAUUCUUGAAAUCCAAAAUGGACCUUAUUAUACAAGUUCUCAAAUUGGGCAGUUUAGUGGUACUGAACUUCCAUCAUCUUUGCUCAGCACAACUCAUGAAGUUCUCAUUCACUUUUUCAGUGACCAUUCUGAAAAUCGACAAGGGUUUAAACUGGUAUACCAAGCAUAUGAAUUGCAAAACUGUCCAGAUCCUCAUCCUUUUAAGAAUGGAUACAGCAUUAAUUCUGAUUAUAGCGUGGGACAAUCAAUAUCUUUUGAAUGUUAUCCAGGAUAUGUUUUGAUAGGACAUGCUGUUCUUACUUGCCAACAUGGUAUUAAUAGAAAUUGGAACUAUCCCUUUCCAAAAUGUGAAGCACCUUGUGGAUAUAAUGUGUCAUCAGAGAAUGGCACCAUUUACUCACCAGGAUUUCCAGAUGAGUAUCCCAACUCAAAGGACUGUACUUGGUUUAUUUCUGUUCCACAGGGUCAUGGGGUUUAUAUUAACUUUACUUUACUCCAGACCGAACAAGUGAAUGAUUACAUUGCAGUAUGGGAUGGAAUUGAUCAGAACUCUCCCCAACUUGGAGUUUUCAGUGGAAAUACAGCUCUAGAAACAGCUUACAGCUCAUCUAACCAAGUACUUAUCAGAUUUCACAGUGACUUUUCAACUGGUGGAUUCUUUGUACUUAAUUUCCAUGCAUAUGCACUUAAAAAAUGCCAGCCUCCAACUGUUGUACCAGAAGCUGAUAUAAUUUCUGAUGAUGAUGAUUUUGAAAUAGGGGAUUUUGUCAAAUACAAGUGUCAUCCAGGGUUUACAUUAAAAGGAAAUGACAUAUUAACCUGCAAACUGAUUACCCAGCUUCAGUUUGAAGGCUCAUUACCUACUUGUGAAGCACAAUGUCCUGCAAAUGAAAUGCGUGUAGAGUCAUCAGGGGUGAUUUUAAGUCCUGGAUAUCCCUUAAACUAUCCAAAUUCUCAAACAUGUUCUUGGAGUGUAAGGGUUGAGACAGGUUACAAUAUAUCAAUUUUUGUGGAUACAUUUCAAAGUGAAAAACAGUUUGAUGAACUUGAGAUAUUUGAUGGGUCAUCUGGACAAAGCUCACUCAUUGCGGCUUUAAGUGGCAAUUUAACAGGGCAACAAAAUUAUACCAGUAAAAGCAAUAAUGUUUAUCUUCGCUGGUCAACAGAUCAUGCUACAAGUAAAAAAGGUUUCAAAAUCCGUUAUUCAGCUGCCUACUGCAGUUUGAACACAGUCAUAAAUAAUGGUGGCAUUUUGAACAAGACAGGUGUAGAAGUUGGUUCAAGAGUUUACUACUUUUGUAAACCAGGAUAUCAAAUGAUUGGGAACAGUAAUACAACAUGCAUUAGAAAUCCUAAUGGAAUGUAUGAAUGGGCUUCACAAGUGCCAAUUUGUAAGGCUAUAUCCUGUGGAAUUGCCCAGCCACCUGGAAAUGGCUCAGUUUCUGGAAAUGAGUUUACUUUAGGAAGCAAAGUGAUAUAUGAAUGUAAUGAAGGCUACAGAUUACAAUCUAGUCAACAAUCAACAGCAGUAUGUCAAGAAGAUGGAUCAUGGAGUAAUGUAGGCAAGCCACCUGUUUGUCAGCCUAUUACUUGUUCAAGCUUGGAUUCUCAACUCUCUGAACACGUCAUCUGGCAGCUGGUUUCAGGUUCAUUAAAUGAAUACAAAUCUCAAGUUUUGCUGAGUUGCAGUCCUGGUUAUUAUCUUAGAGGUUUGAGACUUCUACAAUGUAGAGCCAAUGGAACAUGGAGUGGAGAAGAUAUCAAACCAAGUUGUAUGGUUAUUUCAUGUGGCGAUCUACCUACACCUCCAAAUGGUAACAGGAUUGGAACUAUGAAUGUUUAUGGAGCAACUACAAUAUUUACUUGUAACUCUGGAUACACCCUUGUUGGCUCCCAUGUAAGAGAGUGUUUGGCUAAUGGUCUGUGGAGUGGCACUGAAACUCGGUGUCUAGCUGGUCAUUGUGGUUCUCCUGAUCCUAUAGUAAAUGGACAUAUAAGUGGUGAUGGCUUCAGUUAUCGAGACACAGUAGUCUACCAGUGUAAUCCUGGCUUUCGUCUAGUAGGCACAUCUGUUCGCAUAUGCCUUCAGGAUCACAAAUGGUCAGGACAAACACCAGUUUGUGUCUCCAUCACUUGUGGUCAUCCGGGAAAUCCAGCUCAUGGAAUUACAAAUGGAAGUGAAUUUAAUUUAAAUGAUAUAGUUAACUUCACUUGCAAUGUAGGUUACAUACUUCAAGGUUCCUUUCAAGCUCAGUGCCGUAGCAACGGAAUGUGGAGCAGCUCCUUACCCAGUUGUCGAGUGGUAAACUGUACAGAUCCUGGCUUUGUGGAAAAUGCAAUUCGUCACAGACAACAAAAUUAUCCUGAAAGUUUCCGAUAUGGAAUCAGUGUGACGUAUCAUUGUAAAAAGGGUUACUACCUUCUAGGAUCUUCUGUUCUUAACUGCAAGGCAAUUGGCCUGUGGGACAGGUCAUUGCCCAAAUGUAUCCCAAUAUCGUGUGGUCAUCCUGGAGUUCCAGCUAAUGCUGUUCUAAGUGGAGAUACAUUUACAUAUGGGUCAAGAGUCCAUUACUCUUGCACUGGAUCUCAUGUACUUAUAGGAAAUUCAACUAGAGUUUGCCAAGAGGACAGUCGUUGGAGUGGAACAAUGCCUCAUUGCUCAGGAAAUAAUCCGGGAAUAUGUGGUGACCCAGGUAUACCAGCCCAUGGAUCUCGUCUUGGAAAUGAAUUAAAAAUAAAAAGCUUACUCCGUUUUCAUUGUGAAAUGGGAUACACACUCAUAGGAUCUGCAGAAAGAGCAUGUUUAUUGAAUGGCUCAUGGUCAGGACUACAACCUUCCUGUGAAGCGGUAACCUGUGGAAAUCCUGGAACUCCAGCCAAUGGCAUGAUCAUUUUCAGUGACGGAAUACUUUUUUCCAGCUCUGUCAUCUAUGCCUGCUGGGAAGGUUACAAAACAUCAGGGUUAACUACUCGACAUUGCACAGCCAAUGGAACCUGGACUGGAAGUGCUCCAGAUUGCUCAGUGAUAACUUGUGAAGAUCCAGGGCCUAUUGCUAAUGGUAUUCAACUAGGAAAAGAUUUUAUAUUUAACAAGACAGUAAACUACCAAUGUAACCCAGGAUAUUGGAAAGACCCUCCCAGCUUAGGCUCAUUAAUGUGUGGCAAAGAUGGCACCUGGAACCAGACAAAACCUACAUGUAAAGCCAUACACUGCAGCCAGCCUCCUCAUGUACUCUAUGGGAAACUGGAGGGGUCAGAUUACAGCUGGGGCUCAAGUGUCAGUUACACAUGUAUUGAAGGCUAUCAACUUUCUAGCCCUACUGUUCUUUCUUGUGAAGGAAGGGGAAUGUGGAGAGGAGAAAUCCCUCAAUGUUUACCUGUAUUUUGUGGUGAUCCUGGGACUCCAGCUGAGGGGCGUAUUAAUGGAAAAAGCUUUACAUAUAAAUCAGAAGUUUCAUAUCAGUGCAGACCGCCUUUUAUUUUGGUUGGGUCUUCUAGAAGAAUUUGCCAGUCUGAUGGCACCUGGAGUGGUAUUCAGCCAACAUGUAUCGAUCCAGCUCAUAACUCCUGCCGAGACCCGGGUACUCCACAUUAUGGUAUGCAGAACAGUUCUAAAGCUUACGAGAUUGGGAGUACAGUCUUCUUUAGAUGUCGCAAAGGAUACCAUAUUCAAGGCUCCACUACACGUAAUUGUCUUGCUAAUUUAACAUGGAGUGGAACCCAGCCAGAAUGCAUCCCUCAUGCAUGCAGGCAACCAGAAACACCCAUGCAUGCAGAUAUGAGAUCAAUAGAUCUACCUACAUUAGGAUACACACUAAUAUAUACUUGCCAGCCUGGAUAUUUUCUAGCUGGCGGAUCAGAGCACAGAACUUGUAAAAGUGAUAUGAAAUGGACAGGAAAACCUCCCAUUUGCAAAAGUAAAGGACUCGGGGAACGUAAUGCGACAGUCACAAAAAACCCAGUUCCUUCAGAUGUUUUUUCAGUAAAUUCAGUAUGGAAGGGGUUUUAUGAAUACCUUGGAAAGCAACAUUCAGCAACUUUAACUGUUGAUUGGUUCAAUAACACAAGCAGCAAAGUGAAUGGAACUUUUUUGGAUACUAGCAACAGUGAAUUAAAGGUAUCAGGUGUUUAUAAAAAAGAAGAAGCCCAUUUGCUUUUGAAAGUUUUCCAGAUUAAAGGUCCUUCAGAUGUUUUAAUAAAGAAGUUUGGAAAUGACAACUGGGCCAUGGAUGGCUAUGUAUCAUCUGGAAGACAAAAGAGUGUUUUUAACUACCAAGGUGAUAUUCCAUCUAAGGAUUUUGGAAAGUUUAUAUUUCAAAAACAAAGUUCUCCUAAUGUCAAUGACUCUUCCAAUAAUUACUAUGGCACAAACAGUAGUUCUGUAGCAGCUGCAAUCUUGGUUCCAUUUUUCGCCCUUAUAUUAUCAGGAUUUGCUUUCUACCUUUACAAACACAGAACAAGACCUAAAGUACAGUACAAUGGAUAUGCUGGUCAUGAAAACAGUAAUGGACAAGCAUCAUUUGAAAACCCAAUGUACGAUACAAACUUAAAACCCACAGAGGCAAAAGCUGUUAGAUUUGACACAACAUUAAACACAGUUUGCACAGUGGUAUAGCCUUUGGUGCCCAUUAUGACUGAUUCAUAGCCAUACCUCUGAUGGACAAGCAGAAAUUCCAUUGGUGCCCUAAACCAAUAUCUCUACUUCUCCCGGCUUUGCCACUGUAAUCUGUAACACCAUUGGUCAGAAAACAAAUCAACAAUUCUUGAUUCAAAUGAGUUGUGUCUUCUGAAGAUCACAUGAGGAAUGGUCCUUCAUUUUCAAUAGGAUUACAUGCCUGGCUGCAAACUGCUUACCAUGAAGGAAUAUUUCAGGAAGACUAUCAAGUCAUGCCACAUUUUUAAUGCCACAUACAUUGUAUGUGGUUGGAUGCCUUUCAUUGCAAUAUUUUGGGCACUUGGAUAAAUAAGCUGGUUACUGUGAUGAAUGAUAACAACACAGUAUACAUAUAUAUUUUUUGUAUCCAAACAAAAGUGAAUGUCCUAAAAAAGAAGAGACAUAUAUCUCCUCAAGGAGAGAACAACCUUAUCUAUGGUUGCACAUACAUAAAAUGCUUUACCAUUAAAUCAAUGAAACUUUUUAAAAGCAACCAGAUUUAUCAGACACUCUUUGUGCACUGGGCCGUUUGCUACUUUUCCCAUUCAGCUGGUGUUGCAAAAUAUUAAUGCACAAUUUUUUUGCACUAGUAUGUUUGAAAUGAGUGAGUACCAUGCUAUCAACAAAAACAGGGUUUAUAAUGACAAUGUUCAAUUGUUUAAAUAUAACCAUGCUCAUUAGACACCCAUUUCACUAGUCACCAGAUUUCACUGUACCAGAAUUCACAAUGAUCCAUGAUUUCCUAACAAUAAGAAACUGUGUUUCUGUUCAUUUUAUUACAGACAGAUUUACAUCAUCAUAAACCAACAUGUGACAUUACGUCCAGAAGCAGCAGUUGAUUUUUGUACAAUAUAUAUUUUAUGUCUUAUUUUCUUAUAAAAAAAUUUAUAAAUAAAAAACAGGGUUGACAUUGAAAAUUUGUAUCAUACAAUUAAACAGCGGGUGUUUGACAAACUGUG